AUGUAUGAAGAAUUUACUAGUGUGUUGGAUAAGGCAAAUCGUCUCUUUUCGUACAAGCUUCUUGGCUUCUCCAAUAAGUCAUUACAAAAUAUUGCCCAGAAACCCCAGAAAAAAGCAGGGAAUGAAGCUUUUCAGUCUGGAAGGCAUAAAGAAGCGGUUGAGCACUAUACUGCUGCUAUAUCAAGCAGUGCUGAAUCACUUCCCUUUGCAGCUAUCUGCUUUUGCAAUCGAGCUGCCGCACACCAAGCCUUGGGCGAAAUUUCUGAUGCCAUUGCAGAUUGCAGUCUAGCCAUAGCUUUUGAUGGAAAUUACCCAAAGGCAAUUUCCCGGAGGGCCACUUUAUAUGAGAUGAUUAGAGAUUAUGAACAAGCAGCUAAUGAUCUUCAGAGGCUCGUGUCUCUUCUUGAAAAUCAAUCAAGAGAAAAGGUUCAGCAGUCUGAUACACCCAAUAGAUCGUGUGGCAACAUUGUAAAAGAAUUAAAACGAGCUCAUAAUCGUCUGUCCUCGAUGGAAGAGAAGGCUAAAAAGGGAAUUCCCUUGGAUCAUUACCUCAUUUUGGGAGUCGAUGCAUCUGAUACAGCAUCCGAAAUCAAGAAGGCAUACCGAAAAGCAGCCCUCAGACAUCAUCCGGACAAGGCUGGACAAUUCUUGGUAAGAAGUGAGAGUGGAGAUGAUGGGCAACUUUGGAAGGAGAUCGCCGAAAAGGUCCACAAAGAUGCUGACAAGCUAUUCAAAAUGAUUGGGGAGGCAUAUACCGUACUUUCAGACCCCACUAAGCGGUCAAAUCAUAACUUUGAAGAGGAAGGGAGGAAGGCUCAGAAGAACAGUAAUAGAAGCAGCAGCAGCAGCAGCACUGGAAAAUCAUCCGAUUUUUAUAGUUCUCCAUUUGAGAGAAGCUGGAGCUCUGGAAAACCAUCAAAUUUUUACGGCUCUCCAUUUGAGAGAAGCAGCAACAGGCGAUAUUGGCAGGAAUCCAAGUCAUAUGAUGACUCACGCUAUUGAUG
Molecule: messenger RNA, 1004 nt
Organism: Ilex paraguariensis (yerba mate)
Lineage: Eukaryota; Viridiplantae; Streptophyta; Magnoliopsida; Aquifoliales; Aquifoliaceae
Source: the annotation of a GenBank genome assembly